ACCGUACCGGCCUCGCCAUACUUCGCAAACUUGAUCGCAGCCAAUAUGAGCACCGACACCAACUUGCAAGAGCUGCACAAGAGGCUCUUUGAAGAAGGCCUCAAGGUCAGACGCUCCGUCGUCGGCGACACCUACGUCGACCGCGCCCUCGCCAACGGUUCCACCGAAUUCUCUCGCCCCGGCCAAGAGCUCGUCACGGAAUGGUGCUGGGGAUACGCGUGGACCCGUCCCGGCCUGGAGAGGAAGCAGCGCAGCCUGCUCAACAUUGGCAUGCUCAUGGCGUUGAACCGCACGCCCGAGCUUGCGGUGCAUAUCCGUGGCGCCAGGAACAAUGGACUCACCGAGGAGGAGAUCCGGGAGGCAAUCCUGCAUUGUACCACGUACUGCGGCGUGCCGGCGGGUGUCGAGGCGAUGAAGACGGCGGAAAAGGUCCUUGAUGAGAUGGCGGAGAAAGGGGAGAAGCAGAGGGAGCUGGGUGGCAAGGCGCAGACGACGGCUGGCGGAACGUGAUGAAUUGACCUUUGGUGUUCUCACGGCAUUCUCAUUCUCUAGAGUGACUUUGUUCAAGCGAUGUCGGCGAUGAUGAGCCUCGCAUGGUGGGUGAAUGUAUGCAGCGGGCUUCAGGCGUGAUGGCGGAAACGAGGCGUUUACAGUUGCCCGCAAUUGGACUGGACCUAUGGCGCAGUGCGGUCCAUCGUGCUCACUACUAGAUGGCGUGCGGAGUGG
Messenger RNA from Purpureocillium takamizusanense, 726 nucleotides. RefSeq names its product 4-carboxymuconolactone decarboxylase. The transcript has a single exon. NCBI's taxonomy places the organism in Eukaryota, Fungi, Ascomycota, Sordariomycetes, Hypocreales, Ophiocordycipitaceae. The record is from RefSeq and is a predicted model, not a curated record. Gene Ontology annotation, molecular function: peroxiredoxin activity. Bases 46 to 510 code for a protein of 154 amino acids.